This is a messenger RNA of Zea mays, 2493 nucleotides long. RefSeq lists its product as uncharacterized. The transcript is spliced from 2 exons. Bases 211 to 1866 code for a protein of 551 amino acids. Lineage: Eukaryota; Viridiplantae; Streptophyta; Magnoliopsida; Poales; Poaceae. The record is from RefSeq and is a predicted model, not a curated record.
GGAGAAGAAAACGAAACAGAACGGCCAGUGGAAGCCGCCGUGCCGUGCCGAGGCGGACGGACAGUCGGACACUGUCCGAGGAAGCCAGGAAGGAUACCCACCCGCACCGACUCCGCCGCGGAGGAAUGCGGCGACGACCAGCGCCGCCGCCGCCGCUGUAACGGUAGCUAGCUGGCCGCUCGGGUCGGAGGGAGGAGGAGGAGGAGGCUAAUGGGGGUGUGGAGGGAGGGCGCGGGCUGGUGCUUCUGCUCCGGCGGGGGCGGCGACGACGGGGGCCGGUCGGAGCGGGUCAAGGCGGCGAUCUUCUCCGCCAGGGCCUCCGCGCUGGCGGCCGUCCGUGCGCAGGGGCGGCAUCACGGCAGCGGGCUCCUGAUCCACCGGAACCUGCUGCUCACCACGCACGGCAACCUGCCCUCCGCGGCCGCCGCCGAGGACGCCGACGCGCUGCUCGGCCAGGGCCGCCUCGUCGCGCGGCUCGAGCCGCACAGAUUUUUCAUCAGCAGCUCGAUUCUUGAUCUUACAAUAGUUGGUAUUGAUUAUACAGAGGGUGACUCGACCCUACAGGGUCAGCAACCUCACUAUUUGAAAACAAGCUGCAAACCAAGCCUAGAUCAUGGGAGUCCCGUGUACCUGCUGGGACAUACAGGGAAAAAAGAACUGGUGAUUGGUGAGGGCAAGGUGGUUAUUGGCACAGACAACCUCAUAAAACUCUCAGCCGAGGGGGUGACAUGGUGUCCUGGGUCUGCUGGUUUUGAUGCCCAAGGGAACCUAGCUUUCAUGAUCUGUGAUCCAAUGAAGCUGGCCUCUUCUCCCACCGCAAGAUCAUCCUCGGCAUCCUCAUCCUCAUCACAUUCAUGGAAGAAGGAUCAGCCAAUGCAAUUUGGGAUUCCCAUAUCUGUAGUUUGUGAUUGGUUAUAUCAGCACUGGCAGGGCAGCUUGGACGAGGUUAGCAAGCCAAAGUUACCUCUUGUUCGGCUGAUGUCCAGCAGGAGUGAUCACUCAAGCACCUCGUUCACUCGUCGUCAUGUGUUCAAGCCUGACGAUGAGAACGAUGAUGCAUCCGUUUGUUCAAAGCCUAAACAUCAGCAGGUAUCAGGUAGCACAGCCACUGCAAGGAUUUCACAUGAAGCAAAUCCUAUAGUUGAUCUGCGCACAAGCUGUGAGCAGGGUGUUACGACUCCAGAAAUAUAUGAAUCGCCAAGGCGAAGUUCUUGUCAGGCUCAGAAGAACGCUGCUGCACCAAUUCAACUCUUGGACAUCAACUUCCCACCCAGGGUUCCAAAGACUAUAUUUCUACCAUUGCCUCUGAAGCAAAUGCUUUCUGAUGAGAACAAUGUUGAAACGUCGAAGCCAAAAUAUCGGUCAAAAGACAAUGGCUUCCCAUCAGGGCUGAUAUGGCACCGCAAUAUUGAGGCUGAGUGUAGGGACCCUCCGGUAGCUCUUCAGCAUAUGGAUUGCAGCAGCGAGGGACAGUCGAGCUCAUCACCUGCUGAGAUACCGGAGUAUGGAUGCCAAGACCAGUACGAUAGCGAGGAGGAAACAAUGUACUCAGCUGAAACCAUGGAAAGCAGGAACAUUCCAAGCCCCAGGGAGAAACAUGUGGGGAGGAGCCAGAGCUGUGUUACCUACAGCAGGUGGAGCUCUCCAAGGACCUCAUCAAUGCAGAAUGGAACCUUGCGAAAGCAGCAUACACUGAUCCCUGUGCGGAAGACGCACUCGCAGAACACGACUCUUCCGCAGAGGAGUCAUGACUACUUAAGCCCAACAGUUUCCUCAGCCAUGAAGAAGAGGAACUCCAUGGAACAGCAGCAGGCCACAAAGCCUCGACGGAGCACCAUACAGUCUUCUCCAAAAUGGAUGUUUUGAUGGUUCUAUCUAUAUCUGGUUUUGAGGUGGAAACAAUGAAGAAAGCAAGUGCCUACUCGGUGAAAACUACUGCUCCUAUGUUUCCUACUCAAAACUUACAUGUAAGUCUGCUCCCUUCCCUCAGUUCUCUACUUCUCUCCCUGGGUUCCUGUGUGCAGAAUGGCAUGGAUAAAUAAAGAGAAACAAAAAGGAAAAGAAAAGCAAAAAAAUCAUCACAAAAGAUUACAGAUGAAAUGUGUUGAAGGCGGCAUUUGUGAGGUGCGAUGAGGACUGUUAUAUUCCUGCCGACUCUAGUGUUCAGCUUACAAUUUUCAACUAAACAUUUUUAAUAUGUUUUUUUUGGUAUUUUGCUAUUCAUCCAUAGCCAUGAUGACUGUAAUCAUUUUGUUUGCUACUGCUUGCGGCCUUAUGUACCAUGUGUGUCAUCCUGAAUUAGACCAGGAAAUAGGUUGAGAGUUGGCUACCAAGUGAGUUUUUUUUUUUCAAUUGACCGCUUGUCCGCAGUGUUGGCUGUGUGCCAUACUAUAUAGCAAUGUAAAUAGCUUUUAUUUGAAUGAUGCGGCAGAGUUCAUUGUGGUCCUUUCCUGUAUUAUAGUUCAGUACUUGAGGAAAGGUCAGUUUGCUAUA